Molecule: messenger RNA, 302 nt
Organism: Staurois parvus
Lineage: Eukaryota; Metazoa; Chordata; Amphibia; Anura; Ranidae
Source: the annotation of a GenBank genome assembly
AUGGGGCCCCCGGGCAAUAGGGGAUCAUGGGGCCCCUGUGUCCUCACCCACACUCAAACCACACCCAAAAAAAGCCUAUGAAAGGUACCAGGGGCAUCUCAUGUGGCCCCCUACUGACCACGGGCCCUCUCGGGCAGUGCCUGAGUUUCCAAAUGGUCUGUCCACCCCUGUGUACUACUACCCUCCUUCUCUAUCUCCUCACAUAACAAAUUAUAUAAAAAUUAUUUUUAACCAAAAGUGGACUUAGUGCUCCAGUUUUGUUUCAGUUUCUUUAGGGACAUGGUUCUACUCACAUCUGUGUU